Capsicum annuum is the source of this 426-nucleotide messenger RNA. RefSeq lists its product as uncharacterized. Bases 1 to 426 code for a protein of 141 amino acids. The transcript has 3 exons. The record is from RefSeq and is a predicted model, not a curated record. NCBI's taxonomy places the organism in Eukaryota, Viridiplantae, Streptophyta, Magnoliopsida, Solanales, Solanaceae.
AUGGUUGAUUGUAGAACUAGUAUGACUAAGUUCUUGGCUGGAGUAUCUGGUUAUGUUGUGAAAGAGUGUAGAUCUGCUAUGCUUAAUAGGGAUAUAGACCUUUCAACAGUAAUGAUUCAUGCUCAGCAAAUUAAAGUGGACAAAUUCCAGAGACAUUCUCUUAUGCCAACACCUUCAUCAGCCAGUAAUUCUGCAUUCAGAAUAAGGCCAAAGCAGGGUAGUAGGCCUAUUAUGUCCAGGUCCCAGGAUAGUGUGAGUAACAGACCUCAUUCUCCUGGUGCCUCAUCUAGUACUGCAGGUGGUCAGCGGCAGAAUCACUUUUAUGCUAUACCACCCCACCUAGAGCAGGAGAAUUCACCAGAUGUUGUUACUGGUACGCUUUGUGUAUCUCAUUUUGAUAUAUAUGUGUUGAUGGAGCCUGGGUAA